This is a messenger RNA of Hippocampus zosterae (dwarf seahorse), 4145 nucleotides long. RefSeq names its product high mobility group AT-hook 2b. NCBI's taxonomy places the organism in Eukaryota, Metazoa, Chordata, Actinopteri, Syngnathiformes, Syngnathidae. The record is from RefSeq and is a predicted model, not a curated record. Gene Ontology annotation, molecular function: DNA binding; transcription coregulator activity. The transcript has 6 exons. The coding region runs from base 298 to 666 and encodes 122 amino acids. Gene Ontology annotation, cellular component: nucleus; chromatin. Gene Ontology annotation, biological process: regulation of DNA-templated transcription.
UAAUUGAGAAGUAUGAAAUGCCAUCAAAGAGGGCACGGGGCUAUACAGUACAACCCUCCCCGCCCCCUUGUUACAUUGAGGCCGGGUUCUAUUUGUAACUGGAUGUGUACGUGCAUUUUUAGGUUGGUGGUUGUGUAGGGACAUCACCCACUUCGAAAUAGGAUAAGAGUACAGACAUUAGCUGAAGUUUUACUUCAUCGUGGUGUCAUCAUCCACCAGUGGGGACAUCCAUUUUUAGACACUCUGCCAUCUGUGGACUUUCCUUUAGCCCCUUGGUCAUUAGGUCUUGAUGCCCACAUGCUCCAAAGUAUGAGCAGCUGCGGGCCCAAAGAACCUUCGUCUCCCCGGCCCAACACCACCCAGCCGGCUGCUGAGCCUCAGCAGCGCAGGGGUCGAGGUCGUCCACGCAAGCAGCAGCUGGAGCCUGUCGGACCGCCGGCUCCAAAGCGACCAAGAGGAAGACCCAAGGGCAGCAAGAACAAAGGCACCAAAACUGUAUUCAAGAAAGUCGAGCAUGAUGGAGCAAGGCGGCCAAAAGGGCGACCGAGGAAAUGGCUACAGAAGGCCAUUGCAAAAGGAAGUGAAGAGCAAAAGGUGUCUUCGGAGGAAGGGGAGCCGGCACCCUCAUGGUCAGAGCCCUCUUUGUCUCAGGAGGAAGGCCAGUAACCUCGAGGUGUGGUCGGAACAGCAACAUUCCAUUGGUACGAUCGGAAGGAAAAAAUUGUGUGUUUCGGUUUAAUUUCUCUACCUAAAAGGUUGACCUCACAGCAAGAAAGCAAUUUUCAUUUGACAACAGUUGCACAUUGUAUUGCAGCAGUUCCCAAAAUUCAUUGAGCCAAGAGAAAUACACCCCUCACCAUAAUUUAAGAAUGUAGGAUUACCGGCAAAAUCUCAGGAUGAACCUAAAAUUCACAAAAAACCUUCCAGGUGAACUUAAGCUGACCUUCUCCAAACUUGUAAUUGCACUUGACCAAAUGUUCAAUGUUUUGGGACUUUUUGCACAACUUGCUGUUUUCUAACCAGGAGUUGAAAAGCAACAUUCAAAUCAGAUGUUCAUUUCCAAGGAUCCACUACCUUUCUGUAACUCUUCCAGUCUCUUUACAACCUGUCAAUGACACUGUAAGCUCAGUGACCACUUCCCUCCGAGAACAUCCUGUUUGAAAGCUCGCCACGGUGAGAUACUCUUAAUUCCUUCACUUGGCAGCUGUUUUCAAACAGUUCCCGAUGCAGCCAGUCGCACUGCAGCAUUUUGUCUGAUUUUUCAAGAUACACAAAAUACUGCGUUCUGUGACAGUCGAAACACCAAAACCAAACAAGACAAAGACAAUACAUUUGAGGCAGGGCAGUCAUAGUGACAAUAUUUUUUUGCUUUUGUGACAACUCAAUCCAUGAAAACAAAAACAAGACUGAGAAAUGUUUUUUUGAUGGUUGAAGUCAUUUAAUUAUUUUAGCUAAGAAACACUUCCUUAGCCAAGCUGACUCACUGUAUGGCUCAAGUUGCACACUAGUGGCUUUUGUAUUUACAAUGUGUUCCUCAUUCACUCACAGAACUGCGUCAUUUUUUCGAAUGCUUGUGACACACUUUCUACUCCAAAUUGCGACACAUUAGCUUUCUUUUCCUGCUUUCACAUCACACAUAAACAGACUGUCUUCGAGUAUGAGGUGCUUCAACCUGUCCGACUCCUGAGACGUCGUAAUCGAAAUGACAGGUGCAAAUUCAUCACCCGAUCUUUAUCUUCGACUCAAAAGCAAUGCUGCAUUCUCGCCUGCAUGGCUGUUCGUCAUUCCAGAACAAUAUUUUACAAACCUGAAUUUGAGACAAACUGGAUGAGACAAUUUUCCAGGCCUACCUGUUUGACAAAUAUACACUUUGGCUUUCAUAAACAGGUGGAUUCUAGCCUAUAACUAGAAAUGUCCACAGCAGUGAAUGUUAUUUGUCUUGAUCUCAUGAUGUCAGAAUGUGAACAGCAUGUCGUCCAAUGAAAAUAAACCACAACAUUUAUUGGUCGAUUCACUGAUCAAACACCUGAUUCAAAUUUUGCUGUUCAGCUCCUUGUUAGACAACAGAAAGUUGUGCAAAAAUUACUGAAACGUUGACGAGUUGGACAUACGCAUUCAAAACUUUACAGGCCAAAUUAAAUUCACCUUUUCAUCCUGAAAUUUCGGUUCAAAACCAGAUAUCCCCAACUUUUUGUCAGCAGUGUAUUUGUACGACACCACCUACUUAGUGCAUCAUAAAGUGCUUUCAUUCAGAAUUUUGACAAAGACUGCAAACUUUUUUUUUCAGAAAUAACUUUCAUGUCCAACAUGCAAAUGCAAGAUAAGAAAAGAAAAAAUAACCUUUAUUUGUCCCACACUGGGGAAAUUUUACAUUUUUAAAUUUUCUACAGCCGCAGAAUGGGGCGGGGGGGGGGUAGAAAAGAAACAAAAAAGUAAGUGUUGCAUGCAAGUAAAUGUUUCGGAAAAAGAACUGUAUACAGUAUAGUACGCAAUUUAAAUAUAAGAUACAGAUAUGUUGUUUCAUCUUUCCAAAAAUUUGUUUUUGACUUGUUUUUAAAAAUGUAAAAAAAGAACAAUACAAAUUAGAAUUUUCUUUCUUUCAUCAUCUCUUUAUUUUUUUUAAAUUAUACAACUGUUAUGUUGGAGGUGCAAUGGACCUGGUUCCAAAUAGAAUAUCGGAAAAUCUAGAAAAAAGCUAUUUUUAAAAUGUUGGGAAACAAUUUGGAUGAAAUAUCUUGUCAGUCAGAAGAUAGCUGUUACACCCUUAAUUACAAUCACGGGUAUGAAUAAUUUUGGGCUAAAGACUAUUUAAUUUGCCUUUUUGCUAUGCUGCUACAUUCACAUGGCGUCCUGAAGUCAUUUUUAUGAGCAGUUUUAGUCGCAUUUUGUUUCAACUUGCCAGUUGAAGUCCACUAAGAAUGGCACUGAAUUAUCCAUAAACAAACACAUUUCCUCCACUGUGGACAUUAAAAGCAAAAAGUGCUGUGACACUCAGGACUUUACGCCAGCGUUUUGUUUUUUAUUACCACCAUCAUGAAGCCUCAGGUACAAAAUGAUUCAGGAGCCUCGUUUUUGUCUACCCAGGAACUUUUGGGUUUUACUUUGUGCUGUGUUGAACAUUUCUUAACAGUAUUAUUGCAAUGACUUCACAGAAACCACAAUUACCUCAAGAAAAACUGGAUUUGUUCAAAUUAAAAUGUGACUUGAUUAUCACGUGAAAAUGCUGCAGGUAUAAAAAAAUAGUUUAAAUCAUCUUUUCAAGUUUAUUUUAAAUUAAAUACAUUUGUCUUUUUCACCAUAUAUUUGAUUUUUACAGUCUAUAUUUUAUGGGUGACAAUUCAUGUGACUUUAAAACAUUUUUACAGUAUCUGAGCACAACCUCUUUCAACAUUUAAAUUAUAUGAUUCAGGCUACAUUUGGUAAGGUUUUCUAAGCAACGGCUAGACACAUACAGAUAAACGGCCUGAUUGUCGAAUGUGUCUAAAAGAUUCUCCAUGGGAAUUAUCUUGUGGUGUGACAAUGAAGAAUCUCUCCCAGAUUUCUGGUUUGGGGGAGGAGCCUCCCGAUUGUUGGUGGAGAUAUUGUUGUGUGUGGGGUGCUGUGUUCGUCACUUAGUGUCCACCACACACUGCAAUUUUUUUCUUUACUCAUCAUGUAUUGGUGGGAGUGCUCCUAUUAAAAAAAACAACAACAACAAAAACGUUAAAGCGGGCUACACGCAUACUGCUAAUCCAAAUUAGAGCUUUUUUUUUCCACUUCCGAUUAAAGUAAGCAAAGGCCCUGAUUCUCCUGAGCAGUUAUCCAGAUUGUUUAGGGAUUUUUAAUCUGGUUAGAAAAUAGUCAGGGCUGGCAAUUGUAAACGCAAAACCUAUUCAAUAUACUAAAUCCUUAUCCUUAAGUGUGUUUUAUUUAAAAUUUCUGGUUUGUGGGAGACUCAUGAUUGUAGAUGGAUCUAUUUUAACGUGUGUAGCGUGUUGUGUUCUGUCAUCUUGGGUACAGUACACACGCUGUCGAUAUUUUGUUCCCCUCGUCCUGUAUGGGAUCGCUCACAUUUAAAAUAAGGAUGUUAAAAUAAAAGUACGUGUGUGCCCUGCUUAAAUAAGUCAAGUACUACAUGUCUUUGUUUUUUGUUUUGUUAAAUAACA